Messenger RNA from Echinostoma caproni, 375 nucleotides. The record is from the annotation of a GenBank genome assembly. Lineage: Eukaryota; Metazoa; Platyhelminthes; Trematoda; Plagiorchiida; Echinostomatidae.
AUGAAAGGUGAAAAAAUCAAAAAACAUUUACACACAGAGUCAAUCGUAGAUUUUCAUGGAAUCGAAUUAGUCCGCCGCCCACCGACCAAUCUGAUUGGACCGAUUACAAUGGCCAAUGGAAGAGCAGUACCGGGUUACUACGCUCCUCGUUAUCCAAACCAACGGACAUGGUCCAAAUCGACUGUCAUGAACGGCCGGAAUCCGAAUUUUCUCUACGGUUUGCCCGAACGCACAUUUGCUCAUUAUGAGAUGUGUGACGAGAAUCAGAAAUGCUAUUUGGCCAGUCUGCCGGAAACUACCGAGUAUCAGGAUCGGUAUCUGGGGCAUCUGCCCACCGAGAAGAGAAAGUGGCCUCUCCGAGAAUGUCGUCAGUGA